Podarcis lilfordi (Lilford's wall lizard) is the source of this 24015-nucleotide messenger RNA. The record is from the annotation of a GenBank genome assembly. Lineage: Eukaryota; Metazoa; Chordata; Lepidosauria; Squamata; Lacertidae.
GGCGGCGUGUCUAUGGAAGCGGCGGCGGCUGAGCGGAAGUAGCCGGGCGGGCGGCAGGAGGCGAGGCGAAGCGGCGGCGGCGAGAGAGUCACCGAGGAGGAUGAACAACAAAUUCGACGCGUGAGUCGGAGGCGCCGCGGCUGAGGCCUAGUCGGAGGGGGUCCCCGUGCAAAGCGGCUCCCCGCCGCCCUCGGCCCGGCCCCCAACCGCCGUUGCGCUCCCGGAGGGGGCCGGAGAUGGGCGGAGAGGCAGGCCGCCCUCCGUGAGGGCAAGUAGGGCGCCCGGGGCUGCAGGGCGGGGAGAAGCUGCGCCUGCCGAAAUUCCCUCCUCGGCCAGCAGAAUGAGGGCGGGGGUCUCCCUUCAUGGAGGAGGGGCUGCUGCUCUGCCCUCAGAGCUGGAGGCCGGGAAUGCUUCCAAUUUGAAUAAAAUACAGUGGUACCUCAGGUUACAGACUCUUCAGGUGACAGACUCCUCUAACCCAAAAAUAGUACCUCGGGUUAAGAACUUUGCUUCGGGAUGAGAAGAGAAAUCGCGCGGCGUCGGCGGUGGGAGGCCCCAUUAGCUAAAGUGGUGCUUCAGGUUAAGAACAGUUUCAGGUUAAGAACAGACCUCCAGAACGAAUUCUUAACCCGAGGUACCACUGUAUUGGUGGGGGGCGGGGCGGGUAGGAGCAGGUAAGCACCGCCCUGCACAGUCGAUCACAAGAUCACACACCCUUUGAAUGGCAAUGCCCAUAAGGUGUUUUUUUUGGGGGGGGGCUCAAAUAUUUUACUGGGGUGGUGGUGCUGAAGGGACCUCGGCCCGAUGAUUUGGCUCCUAUGAAUGGUCCUGAAUGGCAGUUACUGGAAGACUCGGGAGGGGAGAGAGUCACUCUUGUGCUUGGACCCUGCGUGAGGGUUUCCCUGUAAUGGGCACCUGGUUGGCCCCUGCAGGGGACAGGACAGGGCCUGCCCACCCAUGAGGCAAGGUGAAGCGGCAGCAGACCCAGAGGUAGAUCUUUCUCUCACCCCCCCCUUGUUCACGGUGUAGAUCUUCCCUUACCCCCUGCUUCCCUGGCUGGGGUAGGGGAGCCGUUUUGGGGUCCGCCUUAGGUGCUGAAACGCUUUGGGCUGGCCCUGGGUCCUGGACUGGAUGGGCUGUUGGCCUGAUCCAGCAUAGGCUGUUCACAGCCUCUCUGCAUUCUGAGCAGAGUGCAGGCUCCAGGGCGAGUGUCGUCAUUGGGCAGAAGCUGCUUGCCUCGUUCCAAGUCAGCCAUCUCUGCAGGGAGAGCUGGAGUGGUGCCCUCAGGUUAUUGCUGGACUCUGGCUCCUAGUGGCAUGGCCAGUGCAGAGGGAUGAUGGGAGUUGGAGUCCAGCAGAAAGGAUGUAGCAGGCACAGUGGCUUCAGUAUGAAGCCUUUCCCUGCCCUAUCUGGAGAUGCUGGGGAUUGAACUAGGGUCUUCCUGCAGCAGGAUCCUGUGAGCUACCACUGAGGUAUGGUCUCUUCCCAUGUGGGGCAGUGCUCAGUAAUGAGGGCAAGGGCAGUCUUCAAGCCUGUGGGAACUACUUGGUUUUAUUGCAAGGAUCUCAAAGUCUGCCACCUUGCAGUUGUGUGUAAAUUCACUGUGGAUCAGGAGUUUUGACAGCCAAACGGGAAGAGGAAGCCUUUUUGUUUUUAUUCUUUAAAAUUUGAGAGAGAGAGAGAGGUGGCAACCCUUUACUGAGCUACCGAAAACCAUCUGCCAAUCAAUCCCAUUCUGCCUUCUGCCCAACCCCAGUCCACACAGACUGGUGGUGGCUCUCCUGGGUUUCAUACAGGAAACUUUCCUAGACCCACCUGGAAACGCUGUGCAUUGGGCCUGGGACCUUCUGCAUGCAAAGCAGGUGCUCUGUCACUGAGCUGUGUUGCCCUUUGGUAGAGAAAAAAUGCGGUUGAGUGACAGUUUGCAUUUGUUUAGAAAGGGGCUGUAUCUCACUGUUGACGUUCACAAGUCUUGCCACUUUUCCAACAGACACAGGCGCUGUCUUUAACAGGCAAAAAUCAAGAGGUGGGUUUCUCCCCCACUGUACCUCAGGUGUACCUGCCUGAUAUGCACCUGUAGCUGGCAAAGAGAUACCCAGGGGGAGAUAGUCACCUGUCUGUUCAAACCCCCAACUGACAUCUUUGGGUCCAGUCUCAAGAUACCCACUUGUUUCUUAUUGCAGGCAAUCACUUCUCAUCUAUAAGAAAAUACUCCACUAAGACCUGAUGUAACUGCCAAUGUUUGACCAUUAUUUAGCACUGUUGACAUACUUUCCCUGGUAUGGUGGCAUGUAUCAGGACACAGGAAAGAAGUAUAAUGGGGGAUGUAGUAGGGUGUGCAGAUGUGGUAGAAGAAAGCGCUGAAUUUGUAGUGGACUAGUGGGGUACAAUAACACUUUGAAAAAUAACUGUGAAAGAAAGAGACAGGGACCUUGCUGGAUGAUAGGCUAGAGACUGGUUAAGGCAAAAGGAACUCCAUUUCACACGACCAUCAAUGCAUGUGAUGUUUUAUUUUUCUUGAUAAAUUUUAUAAACAGGUCUCUAGCCCCAAUAAGUUUACAGUUUUAAACUGGUGUCAGGGAUUUAUUUAUUUUUUUAAAGAUGGCAAAUAUAGGGCAGGCUAAACAUAUCCAGCUUUUUAAACUGUUUCCUAUAAGAUUGGUUUCCAGGGGUGUGCUACAAAAGUUAUUCAGACAAUACAAAAAAGGAACAGCAGUCAUGAGCUUUCAAACUGAUUAUUUUAUUUACUUCUUUGCCAGUCUGAAGGAUGAUGACAGUGGAGAUCAUGACCAGAAUGAAGAGAACAGCACACAGAAAGAUGGUGAGAAGGAAAAAAAUGAUAGAGACAAACCCCAAAGUAUCAGCAAGAGGAAGGUACGUUCUUUUCUCUUCCUUGUAGACUAGACUGGAGUGUUCGGUUGAUGAUUCUGAGGGAGCGGGGGAAGCGUUAGCCUAUAGCUCCAGUGUCCAGAGAAUAUCUAUGGUUAACUUUGACUAAGACCCUUCCCUAGUCUCCAUGCCUUUCCUUUGUUAAAGAAAAUAUGAAUUAUUUGAAAAUGUUUAUCUUGAAAGCAGAAUUGACUGAUAAUGAACAAUUCCAUUCAUCCGUACGGUUCUGGAGUUGGGAACAAAUUCAGCCCUAAAGCAUUAAUGACUUUCCACGUGGACAACCCAUUAUGUUCUCCUAUCUAAGCAAAUGGCUGCCAUUUGUUCCUUGAGGCUAGGAACAUGUCAUGAAGGCAAAGUUCCCUAACACUCCUAAUACCUACUGAAACCUUGGGCGGCACUUACACGAUGUCUGUAUCCUCUCCUUGCCAAAUCCCCUUGCAAUAGAUAAUCCCUCUUUCUGCAAGAACAUGCUUCCUGACAAUAAUGGCAGACAUUUAGCUGUAGAUAAAUUUGAUAUUAGAACUGCGCUCCUCCUUGACUCCAUCUGGCGCAAGCGCACAUGAACCUACAGAAGUGGCUGCCCACCCUCCCUCUACUUUUCAGUAAGCACACACCUUGACACAGGAUUCAUGUGCCUAUCCUGCCCGUUGGCUGUGCUUCCUCAGCUCUCUCCUGCCUUCACCAGCAGCCGUGAAAGCAGAUGGCCCGCAGUAAGAUAGGAAAGAGGUUAUUCCUAGCUGUGAAUUGCAGGUCACCACCCCUGGUUUAGAGGCUUUUUUGUUACAGAUGCAGCAGGACUGGUGCCCCUGCUCUGCUUUGGAAAGGGGGCACUUGCCUGCCUUUCAAGCAAACUCUAUUGUGGACUUUGGGUCUGUUCUUUUCUGUAAGGUUUCCACUGCCCAAAGUUCCUUUGAUUAAAUGUAACCUAAUAGAAUACCUUUUAUUUUCUGGCAGAGAUUCUUCUCUGGGCUUGAGAAGGCUUUUUGUGUAGUUUAGCCCAUCUGUUCCUGCCCUCCCCUUUUCAUUAGAGAGCUGCUGUGGUUGAGGCCCACACCUGUAGGGAACGGUCUGUACUCACCCCUUAGGCUUCCAAUUACUGCAAGGUAAAGGUGCUUGUGUUCCUUUGGCACAACAGCCAUGGACUUGGAACGUAAGGUGUGUGCAGGCCUUGAGGAAGGCACAACGUCUUGCUUUUAAAAAGAACCUUUGUGUAGAAAUUGCAUCCCACUCUAGCAUGAUCAAAUGGAACAAAAGGUGGAAGUAGGUUUGAAUGUUGGUGAACUCCUUCGAAUUAUAAGGGGCGAAGGAAACAUGUUGCAGUUGGGAAGAAAAAACGGGCAAAAUCAAGGACACCCAACUUCUGCAGUAUAGGUGUACUCUUCCUCUCCCUGUCGGAAUAACCAGCAUUUUGCUUGUUAUAUAUAGAACCCCACGGCCAAGAUUCUGACACCAAAUAGCUGAACCCAAGCCAGGGAGCAGCAUUAUCCUCUUAACAGUGUGUUCUCCAGUUUCCAUUCACUAGCAAAUUGCUGAACCUGAUCAUACUAUUGACAGUGAAAGAGAGAUGCUGUCUUCUGGCCCUCGUUUGCAUUGAUCCCUUUUGGCUAGGGGCUGGGGAGGUGCAAAAACCUGCUAGAGACACCUUGAAUUCCGCCUGGACUCCCUUCAGCAAACAAGCCCCCCCCCCAAGCCAAAGUAGUGGGCAUUUUGAGGGAAAUGAGAGUUUCCCACUCCAGCCCAUCCUGUGUUCAAAAGUUGUGUUCCUGGCAGGAAGGAGCUGGGCUAUUUCAUACCUGGGGUUAUUUCAGUGCAGCUGUUUCUGGGGUGGGAGAGAGAUGAAGCCCAGAUUUUCCUGGCUUGCCUUUUGUUAGCUGGGAGCUGAGUUGGGUGAUGUUUUGGCCCUGGAAAGCUGUAAAGAUGAUCACAUUUGUUCUAAUGUAUGCAUUACCGACAUUUGGUUUUCUUGGUUCGCUUGAAAUGUUCAAUUCCAUCUGUUUUCCCUGCUUGGAACGGGGAUAGAUUUCUCCAUUGCUUCACAGAGGAGACCCCCACUGCCUGCCCCCGUUAAGAUCCGUUAUCCUAACAAUUGGAGACCUAUAAAGGCAUGUAGGCGGAGUUCAUGAACUGGCCUUGUCUGAUGAGUUGCUUUUGAGAAACACAAAACGUCCCUCAUGGGGCUCGUCCUCUGCCAGCUUGGAGAAGCUCAAGCAUGCUGAGGAUUGCUAAUCUCUUGUUUGAAGUAUAGUCAAUUCCUGCCAGACUAAUGGUCUGUUUCAAGCUAUUAGCAGAGAUGGAAUUUCAGGAAGAAAAUGAGGCUAAAAUGUUCUUUCACGCUCCGUGAUGGCAGGAGCAGGCAGGCUUCUAAUGCUGCAAACAUCUUUCAGCCUUCUCUUUAGAGAAAUGCGUAAGGACAAAUGAGUUGUUUCAAUUCCACACACAGGCUGUGGUUCCAGGGCCGGCUGAGCACCCCCUGCAGUAUAAUUACACCUUCUGGUACUCCAGGCGGACCCCCGGGAGGCCCACCAGCUCUCAGAGCUACGAACAGAACAUCAAGCAAAUUGGCACCUUCGCCUCCGUGAGUUGCAUUUCUGUCUUGUUGCUCGUUUAACUGGAUUCAGUGCAGCUUGGGGGGCAGGUGUUAUCUGCACAUGAGAAGCAAACAGGGAGGGGCCACAGCUCAGCCAUCGGGCACAUUCUCAGCAUGGAUAAGAUCCCUGGUGCAAUCUCCUGUUCUGAAACCCUAGAGGGCAGCUGCCGGUCCAAGCAGGCAGCAUCGGGGUAGUGGGGCCAAGGGCAGCUUUGUAUAUCUCUUACGUUCACAGUGAGUAUGUGUGCACUGUCAUGUUUAGAGUUAGGCUGGACCGAUAGGGGAUUCAGAGUGGCAGUGGCUCCCUUGCAUCUUGUACGGAGGAAUUCUGAACCAGCCACCGUGUGCAGUUUUACAUUGUACGGAUCUCUCAUCACCCUGUGGAAAUCACUGCCACAGGGAUUGACCAUUGGUUUAGAUAGCUUUUAAAAAGGGUCAGACAAAUUCAUGAGGGACGCGUCUCUUUAUGCUAGGUAGCCAUGGCAGCUAAAUGGAGCUUCAGUGGUAGAUACCAGGUGCUUUGUGAAUAUGGGUUAGAGCAGUUGCCUUCAGUCUUCCGAGGAACAUCUAGCUGGCCACUUUUGGAGGCAGGAUGCUGGAGUUUAUGGGCCUCUUGAUCUGAUAUUAGGUCCCACCCUCCUUUUUCAACAGUCACACAGGAAACUUCUCAAAAUGCCCCCCCCCAUCCUGUGUCUCAGCCUAGGUGCUUCCUGUUCUCAUGGCCCCAUCAGAGAAAGGGCGUUCCUUUUCCUCUAAAGCAGGGGUAGUCAACCUUUUUAUACCUACCGCCCACUAAUGCAUCUUUCUUGAUGGUAAAAUUUCCUUACCGCCCACCAGGGCUCGAUGGAAGGAGGAUUCAGCUUCUGCUGUAGGACCCCCUCCCGCCCACCUAGAAUCCUGAAAUGCCCACUACUGGCUGGUAGGGACCAGGUUGACAACCCCUGCUCUAAAGUGCCCAACAUGACCCUGUGUCAAAGGCAAGGUGUGGUUCUGAAAGAAGGCCUUCUCUUGUGUAGUUGUGUGUCUCAUUUUAAAAUCUUGACAUACGUAUAUAAUUCUGUUUGCAUGCUACCUUUCCACAGUUCAGGGCAUGCUCAAGGCUGCUUACAACGUGAAAAAAACUACACAUAACUACAACAGAACAAUAGUAGUCAUGAACAAUAAAUAAAACAUUAAAAAAGACAAAACCAAACUGAACAGUUUCUGCAUAAAUCACAACAAUAUCUAAAGUAAAGAUGCAAAAGGCAGCUGUUCAGCAGCCUCAGCUUUUGUAGCUGGAGUCAGUCCGGUCCUCAUCCUCCCAGGUCAGAUGGGAAAAGGCCUGCAAGGCAGGGAGCAGGUCUUCCAGCAUAUGCUCCGCCCUGGAAAGAAGCUGGCUGAGCAGGUUUGCAGUGCCGAAACUCUUUGGGUGGCAGCGCAGGUGCCUGGAUUGUUUGUAGCCAAAGGGAGGUGUGGUGAGGAGAGAAUUCUACUGGCCCUCCUCUCUGGCUUUCUUGUUUAACCAAUCAGAUGGGACCCUUGUGCCCAGCCCCACCUCCCUUUCAUGACUGCCUAGCCAAUGCCCUAAACCAAAAAUAAUGAGCAGCUGGAAUUACUGUAGUAUAUGAACAAAUGGGAAGAUUGCAGUAGAAGUCACAAGUGGGAAUGUUUUGCAGUGAGGAGUGCUCCUGUUUAGUGUGCCAGGCAGACAUGUCUUCUUUUCAGGAUACUCCAACCCAUCCCAUUCUUCUUCCCCCCAAAAUCAAAUUUUCUGUUUCCUCUCUAGGCUGACAUCCAGCAUUUCUGUGACUGCUGAGCAUGCUCAGUCCUCAAUAGGCUGUUUUGGGGCUGUCUUUUCCUAAGAUAGACAGAUAGAUAGGUAGACAAGGCCCUCUCUAUUCUUGUGGCAGUAAAUUGUCUAAAACUGUGCUUGACAUUGUGUUUUUAAAUUGGUGCAACCGACCCUGGGACCUUAAGAAACUGUAUUAUAAUUAUUAAUAAUUUUAAUUACGAAUGAUUUAUUGUGCUUUUGCAUAGCUUUCCCCAACCUUCCUGAUACCAUCCUCUUGUUUCUCAGUAGCUCUGUUCAGAACCGAAGCCAUGAGCUUGCUGAUAGUAAGCAUGUGACCUGUUUUCCUUUCCACAUUACUGUCGUUUGAGUGACCCACUGAGAACCUUGCAUCCACCUAGUACUUUGUGUUGCACCAGUAGUUCUGGUACUAUUGCAUAUAACCUGAGCCUUAGCCAGCAGUCCUUGGCACCCUUACUUGAGAGUAAGCCUCUGUGAACUCGGUGGAACUUACUUCCUAGUAGAUGAUGCAGAAGAUUGCCUUGCUCGUCUGACAAGUUCUACUCCGCAUAAUUCAGCACAGUUUCUGCAAGCCUGCAGUUGCUUGUGUCUGGGCCACUGGAGGGCAGCAGCGCUCUCCAGAACCGCUGGCGUGCAGUUAUUGCCAUGAAUUGAUCUCCAGGGGUGGCAUAUUUAUUCAUUUGCCUAAGAUGUGUAACUCCCCAUCUAGUUCCUAAAAGCUCGAAAGGCAGAACCCCUUUCUGCAAAUGAUGUAAUAAUGCAUGUUAUAUAGCACCGCAAAAAGCUUUGUAGGUGUGGAAUUUUAAGGGACGUGAGCUGUAUCUGAAUUCCAUUCUGGCAAGGGGGACUUCUUUUACAAUUUGCCGCAGCUUUGGGCAUUUUUUUUUUUUAUAGUCUGAGAUGCAAAGCGGUUUGCUGCAGAACAGAGAAGUGGUGCUUUCCUUCUCUUCUUCCUCCUCAGUUUCUUGGACACUAUUAAGUGCUCCAUAUGAUCACUAGCGCCUGUAAGGCCCCUGGACUUUCCAUGUUGUUGUUGUUGCAAGUGUUACCCAUUUUGCCGCUGCUUCUGCUCCCAUUCUUCCUGAACUUGCACCCCCGAUAUGAGGGUGGGGGUUCCAGUGGCCAGUUAGUCAUUCACAAUACUACCAGUCAAUGGUCUGUUGCUUAACCGUGGCUAAACACCGUGAAAUGUUUCAUGGUCCCAAGUUCCUACUAUUUUACAAACUUGUGGGAAAGGAGGCUGUAUUCUUGCUCUGAAGGCCGGUGAGUAAAAGAUGCUUAUGACUUGUAUUGAGCAACUGAAGGUGCCAUAUCUGCACUCAGGCCAUUGGCCCAUUUAGCCCAUAUUGUCUGCUUUGACUUGCAGUAGUUCUCCCAAAUGUCAGGGGAAAGUCUUUACCAUCUCUUGCUUCCAGAUUCUGUCUAGGGACACCAGGGGUAGGGGCUUUCUUUCAGCAUGCAAUGCAUGCAGUCUUAUACUAUUCUGUGGGUUCUUUCCCUCAGCUAACAGAAUGAACUUGAAAUCAAGACCUCCCUGGAUGAAAUUUCACCUUCAUUUUUUUUAUUGACAGUUUUAUUGUAUAUGUUAUAUUCUUUGUAAAGCACUUGGUGAUUUCACUUGCAAAUAAGCAGCACACAGAUUUUGCUUAAUAAAUACGCAUCCCCCAGUUAUUUAAUCUCAGCCCUUCCCUGUUUGCAUGAUGUGAUUGUGAUUUUAUGUUGUAACCUGUGACCUGAGACCUGUGGUUAUAGGGUGCUAUACAAAUUUAAGAAAUAAUACGAAUAAGAGUAAGAACUCUCCUACCCCUAUGGUAUGACUGUAAGGAUUAUGGCAAGAUCACCUAUACGAAGCAUUUUGAGUGCUAAAGGUGGCAUAUAUAUGAUAGCUGUUUUUAAUAUUUAUAUAAUGGUUUAGCACACUUUUGCUAUUUGGUUGAUCCGAUGCCAAGCCAACAUCAGUCACUGGUGGGAAGAGGCAAUGGAAACAGCAAUCACACAAUGAUGCUGUGAUUUGGUCACCUGCCUCAAGUGUUGCCUGAGUUCCAAGAAAGAGACAGUGGCUCAAGUGAGUCGGGGAGUGGUAGAGCAGGUUGCUGUGAAAUGUUGUGCAGUCAAGAUAAGUGCAAAGGGACAGACAGACAUUUAGCAGAGAGUGGGAGUUAGAAUAAGGAAGGGGGGUCUUGCCUGUCACUGUUUGUUUUUUUAACCUGCCUUGGACAUUUACAAUAUUACAAGAGAUGCUGCUGUCACGCCUUCCUGACUUGGCUGUCUUACAACCACCCAUAGCCAGAAUCUGAAAAGGAAGACCUGUCUUGGCUCCUGGAAGAUUUGCCUGACUUGGCUGUGCUUCUCCUCUUGAUAUAGGUGGAGCAGUUUUGGAGAUUUUAUAGCCACAUGGUUCGUCCCGGGGACCUGACGGGCCACAGCGACUUCCACCUUUUCAAAGAAGGAAUUAAACCUAUGUGGGAGGUGAGUCCUGACAGGUGCUGCAGUAGGAAGGAAACAGGAGAAGAUCACAAAAAGGACGCAGAAGCUGAGCUGAGGGGUGCAGAUGGGUCUGUAAUAGGUCUCACUGGCUGCACUUACAUCUGUUUAUUUUUUAUUUGCUGUUAGUGGGUAAUCGUUCAAACUAGGAAAUCAGUUACUGUUUCCUAAGACUAUUUCGUCUAAAACUUUUAACUCCCCUCAUUUAAGUAAAAAUAUAGUUUUCAAAGUUGUACCUAAGAGGUUUAAAUGCAAGAAAAGAAACCAGAUAUUAAACAGGCCUGCUGGAAGAGACAAAAUGCCAGAAUACAGAAAUAAAGUCCUGCAAUCUUCAUGCUGUUCAGCUGUGAUAUCCCCCCACUUUAUUUCCCACCCUUCACCCUAAAAUCCCUGGGCAGGUGCCAAUAGAGUCGUUGGGGGUCUAAGAGAAGCUUUAUCGCUAUUAACAUAGCUAAUAUGACAUUGAAAUAAUCCCUUUUCUCAAUAUACGAUUUUGUUCAGGAAAAAGAAAUGGUCUGAGGCCUUGUCCUUCCCCUGUUCCUAGGUGCCGUAUUGCUCUUAUUCGGCCCAACCUGCUGAUUUUACUGGGUACAGCCUAAAAGAUUGCAAGGACUGCUUUCGUAGAGGCAGCUGGGGCAAGAAAAGCCCUCCCUGGUUUGGGGCAGUGAGAAGGUUGGCCUCAUUUUCUUCCUUUUCACCUUCCCAGGAUGACGCCAACAAGAACGGCGGCAAGUGGAUCAUCCGUCUCCGGAAGGGCUUAGCGUCUCGGUGUUGGGAGAACCUCAUCCUGGCAAUGCUGGGAGAGCAGUUCAUGGUGGGCGAAGAAAUCUGCGGGGCGGUCGUCUCCGUCCGCUUCCAGGUAAGGCGCGUUCUGGGUGUCGUGGGACCAGCCUUGCCGUCUUGAGGCGUGGGAGGUCCCCGUUUGCUCACCUCCCGGCAUUCGCCCUGCAGGAGGACAUCAUCUCCAUAUGGAACAAGACGGCCAGCGACCAAGCGACCACGGCCCGGAUACGGGACACGCUCCGGCGAGUGCUGAACCUGCCCCCCAACACCAUCAUGGAAUACAAAACCCACACGGACAGCAUCAAGUACGUGCGGCGAGCGGGGAGGGUAGCACUGGCUGUAAUGGGCUUGCCUCUGUGUCUGCCGUGUUAAUGCAGGGAGCCAUUCCUUGUCCUGUAGAGCUGUGAGUGCUGUCACCGCACUGGGACACUUCUGGUGUCUCACAUAGCUUCUUCUGUUCUGGCACGUGUUGCCUUGAGGGCUACGCACAGCCCUCUUGCUGCCUGCAGUUAGUGGCCUAGCUCACCGGCUUCAGUGCUGUCCACCUUCAAGGGACCCCAUUUGUUCAUUUAUGUAGAGCAUUUGUACCUCACUCUUCAGCCAGGAAAGGCUCCCUGGACAGCUUGCGUUCAAUCGGAGCAAAACAGUACCUACCCACAAGCACAGCACACAAGGAAAAAGGAACAGGGAGGGAAGAGGAAAAUCAGAAUCAAAGCUCAGGACCAGUUUCUGAAUAGUUGCUCCUACCAUCUGGCACAGUUCAGGGCAGGAGGUGCCUGUUGGAGCUAGUGUGUCGCAGCAGAGCUGGUGGAAUAAGCUCUGCUUCCCAGGUGGCAGUUGUGGGAACAGGAGGUCCGAUGGAGCUUGUGUGUCCCUUGGUCCACUAAGGAACCCUUGGGCAUCUGCCACAGGGGUCCCAGCAUCCUCCAGAGCAGGGGCAGCCACCCUUGUCCUCUCCAGAGGCUGCAAAGUACAAAGACUGUGAUCUCAUAACUCAUUGGUCAAGCUGAUUGGGGAUGAUGGGAGUUGGGAGUCUGGCAACAGAUUGGCUCCUCUCCCUGGAGGAUUCUGGGAAAGAUUCUCAUCUGCUUCACGUAGGAUUCUGGCCAGGAACUGAGAGUGCCUCUUUUAGCACCUCCCUGCGGAGUCAGCUCACUAGUGGUGAGUUUGAAGGUGGCUUGACUCUCAGUAAGCUUUCAAGGAAUGCCAGUGUUUCCUUAAACCAGCCUUGGCCCUCCAGUAGCUGCUUGGUAGAGUGGGCUGGGAUUGUGGGUCUCCCCCUUUUCCAAGCCAAGGUGGCAGGAGGGGAGGGGGUGUGAUUUGAGUGCACCGCAUUCCUGGAGACAUAAAACACAGAGACUAACGGGGAUUUAUAGACCCAUUAGAUUUAUAAAUGUUCUCAGGAAGGCGCUAUGUAAAUUUACUGUGCUGUACAAAUGAUUUCUAAUCAUAAUAAAUGCUGUAUAUUAAAUCCUCCCAGCCCCCCCGGUGACAGAGGCCCUUUAACUAGAACAGAGGAUUAUAGUACACAGAGAGGACAGCUGUAUUUUAAAUGAGACCGUUAUAGUUUACCAGGCCAGGCCAUUCAAGAUGACUUUUAUUCUCCCGCAAAGUGAUGAAGGAUCGCUGCAUAUUUAAGAGCUUUCAGAUUGGGGGUGAAAAAUGUGAAAAACCCUUUUCACUUAAGUGCACUAUAAGCAAAGAUGCAGGUUGGGGCGCGUGGGCUGACGCUGGAAGAUUAACGUAGCCAAGGAAGAGGGAGGACAGAUGAAUAAAAUGCAGAAGUAGAACUCAGCAGUAAGAGGGUUUUCUGGUCCAGUGAGUGAGCAAGGAUGCAGCAGGGCACCUGCUUCUUUUCCCCUGGCUAGCAGAAUCCCAGGGAGGAAAGGAAUCAAGACCAUCCCAGAGUUAAAGGAGGGGUAGUACCACUGGUGGGCGGCACAUCCUGCUCCUUCUGGGGUAGUUUGUCCACCUUUGGUCCCCAUCUUGCACUCCGCUCUCACCUGUGGUUCUCAGAAGCUGUCAGCAUGCAACAGUGGCUGCGCCCCGGGAAAUUGCUUUGACUGGCUGGCUAAACCAGGCGACGGUAGUCGAUGGGUCCGAAACCCAUCAGUGAGUUAGGGACUUCCCCUGCAUGCAAAGACAGGUUCCAGCGGGUUGAGCGAGUGAGACCAAUAGUGUUUCCAGCAUUCAAUAAGGCGGUGUCUGCAUAUUCUGUAGAGGGAAAUGAGAGGCAGACAAAGCUCGUCCUGGGAAGGUAACCCAUCUAGGAGGAGGAAAACUCAUCCUAAACUUCUGCUGCCUUGCAGGAUAUCUUUGGGAGGAGAAAAGGGUUAGGAGUAAACUCUACACAUAUCCAGAGUGGAUUCCCUAAGUCUUCUGGUGGCAUCUGGUACACCUCCUUCCUGCAACUCCUGCAGCCAAGCUGGUGCCAAACGUACAGUAUUUAGAUCCCAUCAGUGAGGCCAAGAGGGGGGUCUUGUUGUCUGGGCAGCCCAGGACCUCCAGACACACUGCCCAGGCUUGCGCCCCAGGGAGGUCACUUCAGUGUGGCUAACACAGCAGUUUGACUUCACCCUGGGAGGCAUACUCCGUUGUCUCUUGAGACAGACGGAUGCCAACUGUGUGUGUGUGUGUGUGUGUGUGUGUGUGUGAGAGAGAGAGAGAGAGAGAGAGAGAGAGAGAGAGAGAAUUGCCUGGCUAGAUGAGACCAAAGGUUUCUUUCGUUCAGCACUGUGUUUACAACAGUGUCCAACCAGCUGCCUCUGAAAACUCAUGAGCAGGGAUGGAGACAGCCAUCCCUUCUGUUACUUGUCCUUCAACUUCCGGUUCUCAAAGGUAUACUGUCCCUGAUCGUGGAGGUUGCAUCCUGACAUCCAUUAAUGCUGUGAGGUUGGCAGACUUCAUUUGCAAGUUGCCUGAGCUGUAGGCUGUUAGGAAGUGGGUUGGAAGGCAGGAGCAAUUCCACAUCCAGUCCUAAGCUCUGCCCUGUACUCUCUGCCCUGAUGGAGCUGCCAGGUAGUAGAAUCCUAAACUUGCCCACCCCAAGCCAGUGUGUCAUUGGCAACUUGGUGCAGGACAUGUCAGAUGGCGGCUAAGAGCCAAGGCAGCUGCUCCCUAUUGGGAGGGGGCUUUUCUUUUCGGAUCUUUGAAGGAGGUGAGGAAUUUGAUGGUUUUCAAAUAUGGGGACAGAUGAAGAAACAUUUCCCUCCUUGUAUUUAGUGAGAAGAGGGCAAUUAAUAAUGGGUUUAUGUGCAGGAGGAUUCAUUUAGAUUGGACCCUUUUCAGACUUGCGUAGUAGUUGCAUCCUGCAAUGUAGGACCCAUUUCUCGUUAUUUACCAUAUGGCCAUCUUUCCCCUCCCUCUUUUUCUCCCUCUGUCUGUCUCUCUGUAAUUCUCCUAUUUUGCCUCCACCUCGUUUCUUUCUCUCCCUCUCUGCCACCCCAAUGAAAACCCCCAAGUGACAUUGGAAAACCAGUGGUAGCAUUGCUGGUGCAGCUUGCUUCAGGUUGGGGUGAGACCCACCCAUUGAACACUACCUCUGCUCAGCUCCAUCCGGCAUGGCCAGCGGUUAGGGCCAAUGGGAGUUGGACUCCAGUAAUAUUAGGAAGGCCAGAGGUCCCCCACCUUGGCUUGGGUGAAAUAUUGUGUUUGUGUGGGGUGAUGGGAGGCAGAGUCAUUUCUUGAUGGUGCAGCUUAUCUAGGGAAGUUUGUGGAAUCCUUUUAUUUUUGGAGAAAGCGAUUCAUGUUGGGACUGUUGCACAAGAAAAAUGAGGGAGUGGGGAGCAUCUCAUGUUGAGAUAGUUUCAUUGAGAGUCCCUGGUGUCCAUGAUGGUACUUCUGGAUGUGAGACUGUUGUGAUUGCAUGGGUGGGUAUUUAACUUGGCAAUCAAUAUAGAACAAAAGGUUUUUUUGGGGGGAGGAUUCUGAUACUGUUCUGCCCAUCACCCAUCUGCUUUUGUUUCUGCAUUGAGUAGCCGUUGCUCAGUUGUUGAUCUAGGGCUGGCUUUUAUUUGUAAAAACAUGCCGCUAAAUUUGCAUGUUGGUUUAUUUUUUUUUGAUAAUGAAAAGAUAACAUAGACUUAUUCUGCAGGCUUAUACUCAACUGAAGUUGGGGCACAUAUAGUGGGGGUCAAGAAUAAAGACCCAACACACAGUGCACCACACACAAUACUGUAAAAUAGUUCAACAAAAUGCAAUGCUAAUAGAAUAAAUUCAGUGAAUCACAGCUCUAAAAUAAAUCAGACUUUGAUUCUGCACCCCCUUGUAGUCAGUACAAAUGAAGCUGUGAAACUGGUAAUUCCAGAGUCCGUCCCUCCCUCCUCCCCCCCUCACACACACACACAAAAAUGUAUGUAUAGACAUAUGCAGACUAGCUAGGGUAAACAGGGAAUGAAUUUCGUCACAAACAGGUGACAGCUGAGUUUUAGAGAGCAGCAGAAUAAAUGAGGCAAAUUUUCCAGUAUCCACUGCACACUAGCGGAUCCCCAUCAGUUUCCUGGAACUCCAGCAUAUAAGGACUUAAGGCCUCUGAUUCACCAGGCACUGCAGGGAAGAGAAAUCUCCAGAAUUUUAUUAUCAGAUUGAUGGAAAAUGCAUCAUGCAGCAAGGCAGUGUGCCUGUUGGUCUUUGCUUUAAUGGAGCUUUCACUGUCUGCUUUACGGUACCUUUGCUCGCUCGGGGGGUAAUUUGUGUUCCCAUCACUUCAUUAUUUAUGCCCUGAGCCCAGUUUGGGAUAAUGUGAGUUCCUGGGUCUCACAGCCUUUCCUCUCUGGGCAGCUGAGCUGCCGCUUAUAACCCCCUCUGGCGGGCUCAGCUCUGAACCCUUCCUUGCGUUGUGAAGGUGACUCGGGAGGUAGCAAUCCACAGACGUUUGCCCUCCACUGACUGACAGUGUUAAGUGAAUGCCGGCUGCCUUUCAGCCAUUAGAGCUCCCCUGGUGGUUUGUGAUUAAAAACACAAACUAAAAGGAUUUGAAUAUCAAAAUGAAGAGGUAAGCUGGCGCAUGGGGCUGCCGGGGUCUUCUCUUCAUGUGAGCACACUUUCCUGUGCCUGCAUCAACCCCUGUUUGCAAGGGCAUUCCUCCAAAACCAUGCAGUCUCGCUGUGGAAGAAACAGACCCCCUUGCCACAAUCAUUUGUGGUGAGGGCGCAAGGCUCUACCCCAGAACCACAGAAGCAAGUCAUGUGACACUUCCCAAGCCUGGGGUAGCAUGUCAGUGACUAAAUAGAUCAGUAGUUCCCAAACUUUUUGGGUCCCUGUCCCCUUGGUUCCAUAUAUACCUCUCCACUGCUCCCCUACCCUAUAAAAAAGCCUUACUUGGAUGAGCAAUUUUCACAACCCGCUAAGGAAGGUAACAUCAGAGUAAAAUUCGAAAUGGGCAAUUAAUUGCAUGUCUAUUCAAAAUCCAGUUAAAUCUGUUUAGUUUAAUUAUAUCUACAAAAUUCAUGAGCGAGUUCCAGUGAUAGUCAUUUGCACCUUCUGCGCCCCGUUUCCAUCCGCUUGCCUCUUUGUGGCUCCCCACGGGGUGGUACUGUUGGUGGAAGUCAGUUGGCUGUUCACCACAACUCAAGCCAUGUGAUGCAUCAGCUGAGUACAGGGAGCCCCAGCAGAGUCUUCAGAGAUUCCUGGUUAAGGGAAAAACUCCUCUCCCACACAGCUCAAAGCAACAAAGUGUUUACUGUCUUCUGGUGCAACACAAAGCUAAACAAUACUGUCUAAUAUAUACAGUUCUUCAGGGCUUUGAAGUCAAGAUACAUAUGCACAGAGCCACAAAAACUAUCACCAUGCUAGCUAAUGUUGCUAUGUCAAAUCCACAGCCUCUUCCCCUAACUUGCAUAUUCAGAGUCAGACCCUGAACAGCAAACAGGACAGGACUUCAGGAUAUGGACCUGCCAGGACAUAACGAAAGCAACACCCUAGAGACUAUUGGACUCGUCUCUGCAUUCCUGAACCAGUGGCGAGGAUGCAUGGAUCAACAAGCCAUACACUCGACCUCGGUGGUGUUGCUAUGGUAACCCAGUGCACCUGGCACCUUAUCCCCAAACAUCCGGUCAUGGGGGAUGUGAGACCAUGCACUGUGCAAUUUAACCCAUUGUUCACGUUACACCAACAAGUGCUGCCCACUUUGGGAGCCACUGAUCUUGAUGGUAUCGGACUGCAUCUCCCAUCAGCCCCAGCUUCCGUGGCCAGCGAUGGGUGUUGGAAUCCAACAAUAGCUGGAAGGCCACCACUUCCCCACCUCUGUUCCAAGUCAAUGGUUGCCAUCCCUCCAUGCCCUCUUUCCUCCCAGCCCUCUGCCCCCCCGUGAGAAACUUAGAAAUGCUUCUCUGGCCCCAGUUUGCUCUUGGUGGCCAUUGCAGGGGUUCUCAGGCUGGGCCUAAGAGCUUUAAACUGAAGGCCUCCACCUCCCUUCUCUCACACCAUUUUCAGCUCGAAGAGAGUUCAGCCCUGGGAGUCAGAAGUGUCUAAGCCCUGGAAUCGCUUUGCACUCUCGGUCCUUCCUUCAGCUCAAAUCCUUUGUCUCCAGGAGGCUGGGACAAAUGGACCCGUUCCAGUUGCUCCUGAGCAUGGCAGCAGGGCUGGGGAUUUUGCUUUUGCACCAAAGUGGUCCAGUGGGGCAGCGGGAUUGAUCUCUUUCCCGUCCACAUUGCAUGGAGCCAGAGGGACAGGAAAGGCCAGCUCGUGGGGCAGGCAGGGGAGAAGCGAACUGACUGAAGUUGUGCCAGGUUGAGUCAACAAUGCUUCUUAAUUGAGCCCCUUCACAGCAAGGCAUUAAUUGGCCCCCGUGGCAGCUUCUGCAGCUCCAGCUGACAGAGAGCGAGCGGCCUUCUUCCUUGGUCCCACAGAAACAUUCCCCCUCCUAAAGACACUCCCUGGGAUUCUGGCUGCAGGAUUACUAGGAACACGCUCAUCCCAUGCUCAUCUUAUAUGGAAGGAAAGCGGAAUUGGGAGAAGGGUCUGCCAUUUGAUAGAAGGAACUCACCCCACACAAGCCUCUGGGAUUCUCCAGGCAAAUCUCAAAGCAACAGAAGUAAGGCUUGUGAUUGAGAAAAAACGUGUGAUGUAGACAGAUCGUGAUGACAAAAUCUGCACCUCUUUUGGUCAUGAGGGAGCAACACUGGUGACUCCUAGGUGGGAUUGCUGGCAAGUUGUGAGGCAGCAAAUCUGUUGAGAUCUAGGAGUGAGGGAUUUGGAGAAAAUCCGUCGUUUGGCUUGAAGCGCAACCCUGGAAAGCAACCGUCAGCCAGUGCAGACAUCUUUGAGCUAGGUGAACCAAUGUGUCGUGACUCGGUAAAGCUUGCACUCCAGCCUGAAAAGUAGUGUUACAGGGGAGAAACCAGUGAAGGGGUGUAGAGAUUGUGAAAGCCGGAUUGGCUCUCCCCCCUGUGCUGCUGUAGAAGAGUUUCAGAGAAGAGAGUAUUUCUGGCAGCAGAAAGCCACGCGAAGGGGCAGUCAUUAAGGUAAUCGUCUUCUCUCCCAAUUCCGCCUCCAUUUGUCUGACUCCGCAAAGCAGGCAGGUCCCCCCCCCCCAAUUCCUGCUCACUUGGCCCAUCAGUGAGAAAAAUAGCGCCAGAGGAGGCAACAUUAGGCCCAUUCCCCGAGAUUUAUCUGAAAGCACUUUUGCUGCAGAUAGUGAUCACGCUUUUAUGUUUAUUGUGGGUGUCAUUAGCUAAGCAGAUUUAAGGCAGGACGUGACUGGCAACAAUUGGCUUCCGCUUUCCAAUCAAAAAAUGGCUCUAUUAACGGACUUGUGUUCAGCAUGCAGCGUGAUGCAUUGCCCAGGGUUCUUCUCAGGCCUGAGUGUAGUGGAGAAAUUUCAUCGCCUGUAAGCUCUCCCAUGUUUUCGGGGUGUGUGUGAGGUUUUAGGCCGCAAAAGCAAGAUAUCAGCUUGCUGGGGAGUCUCCCUCCCAGUUAAAGGGCUUCAGGUUUUAGGGGUUCAGAGAUCUCCCAGCUGGAGCCUUUGGAUUUUGAGGCCUCUGUUGACCAUGCUAGACUAGGUGUUCAGUUGCUCUGAGACAAUGAGAUGCGGUUUCUUAUAUAUCCUGGAAAAGUGGGGUAGGGAGAAGAACUAUUGGAAAUAAGGUGAGCCUGGCAAGGCCAGUACAGAAUUGUGGAAUAAUAGAGCGGAAGUGACCAUGGGGGUCAUCUAGUCAAGCCCCCUGAAACCCAGGAAUCUUUUGCCCAACGUGGGGCUCAAACCCAUGGACCAUAGGGUAGGAAGGGAGGAGCAUAGCUCAGUAGAGGAGCACAUGCUUUGCAUCCAUGCUUUAUGCUGCUUCCCUGGCCUCUCCAGUUAAGGACCUCAUGUAGCACUGAGAGAUGGAGGUGGUCAGUAAACAGGCCAUAUUGAACUAGAUUAGUGUUGGACAACCUCAGUUGCAUGUGGGCAUCCAGGACUCUUGUGUGUGACCACCAGGACUCUACCUGGCCUGCAUCUCUCCCCUGCUCUGCCUUAUAGUCUCCGUUAAUGCUUCUGCCUGGCUGUAAUGUGCCCUUGAUCUCUGAUAAGGAUUCUUGUCUUGGAAUAAUAGAAUCGGGAGAGACCUAGUCCAAUCCCCUGCAAUGUAGGAAUCUCAGCUAAAGCAUCCAGGGCAGAUGGUCACCAAACCUCUGCUUAGAAACCUCCAAGGAAGGAGAGUCCAUCACUUUCUGAGAGAGCCAGUUCCAUUGCUGAACAGCUCUUCCUUUCAGAAAGUUCUUCCUGAGGUUUAGUCUGAAUCUCCUUUCUUGUAACUUGAAGCCAUUGGUUCGAGUCCUACCUUCCAGAGCAGGAGAAAACAAGCUUUCUCCAUCUUCCAUGGGACAGCUCUUCAGAUAUUUGAAGAGGGCUAUCAUGCCUCCUCUCUGUCUCCUUUUUUCCAGGCUAAACAUACCCAAUUCCUUCAACCGUUCCUCAUAAGGCUUGGUUUCCAGUGUUAGGAUAUUUCCGUUCCACCUUAAACGGGAGCAGGCUUUGUGAGUCAGAGUCUGCAUAUUUCCUGUUUCACAGGAUGUUUCUGUUGUGUCUUUUGUUUUCGCUCUCUCUGUGUCUGGAGACACUGAAGCAGGCAGUCAUGUUUUUCUUUGUUCUGAUCAACGCUGAAUAAAACUUGUAAAUAAUGCUCUCCUGAGUGCGACUUUUGCUGUGCAUUAUCUGCUGACAGAGCAUGCAUUGAGUUCUGGAAUGUGGCAGGCUAUUUCUGGAGCUCAUGUCGCUAAUUGCUGAUACUGUGUGUCUACGGGAGAUCGAUGGACGUCCGGACACGGCUUGGGGGCCAUGAUGGACUUUAUCUCCCUGGCAGUAUCCCAACAUCCAGGCCCUUGAUCACCUUGGUCUCCCUCCUCUGCACACCUUCCAGCUUGUCAAUAUCUUUCUUAAACUGGGGCCCCCAGUAUUCCAGGUGUCAUCAAACCAAGGCAGAAUAGAGCAGUGCUAUUACUUCUUUUGAUCUGGCCACUAGACGUGCCUGGAUAGGGGAGAGGGAGGGAAGUGUGAGCAAAUUAACAUGUGUUGCUGCCCCCACUUUUGCCUCUGGCCCUGCUGGCCCCCACUGACAUGUGGCCCCUGGGAAGUUGCCUAGAAGAGAAAGCGGCCCUCCGCUGGAAAGAGGUUCUCCACUUGUGAGCCAGCCAGACCAAUUGCCAGGUGGCUCAGUGAAAGUUGGUGAAGAGGGACCAUGGCUCAAUAGCACAGGGCUGCUUGUUGGAGGUCCUGGGUUCAAACCCUGCCCCCUCUAGCGAUCAGAGCUAUCAGGGCUGGGAAAGAGAGGCACACAUCCCAGAAAGCUGUGGGGAGCCGCUCCCAGACAGAAAACAAGGGGCUGGAUGGAUUAAUGGUCUGUAUCCAUACAAGGUAGCUUGAUGUACUUCUUUGUGUUUCUGAAUACCAUUAUUUGCACCGUGUUCGGUAUGCGUGGAACUUUACAGAGAAACAGAAGAUUAAAAACAGCACGGAUCUUUGUCCCAAGAGCCCCCCCCCCCAAUCUCGCUUCCAACAGAGGGAGGGGAGGAGUGGGUGAGGCCAGGGGAAAAUGGAUGAAAGGCCACCUACUCUGGCGUUGUGGGGCUGGGGCACACGGUGAAGAGCUCCUGACCUGCCUUCUGACCCCCUGAGAUGCCUGGGCUGCAUUUUCAUAUCGGCUUCCCUUGUUAGGAGCCUGCUUUGCGCCUUCCGGGCAAGCACUUUAAAACUGUGCACGAUUGCUCUUUUUCUCUUGUUCAGAGUUAAAGCCUUUGGUUUGAAGUGCUCGUUUUCUUUUCUUUUCCUCUCCUCUGUGUGUGUGUGUGUGUUGUCACCGUUGUUUUAUCCCUUUCUCUUCCUCCCCACCCUACCCUCUUCCCAUUUUCGUCCCCCCACCCCUCUGGCUUGCCAGGGCCUGGGAGGAGUUUCAUGGGCUGGUGAACAGCGGCGGCCGCUGAACGGGGGCUCUUCCCUCUCUCACACACCCAGGGUAGGGCCUCAUAUUUCUUCUUACACGAUUGUGAGGUGCACCUCUCAGCCAGAGCCCCCCCUCCCCUCCCCUCUCUCCCUCCCCAGCAUAGACUCUUGGUCACUCUCAGCCUGGGCAGCUCCCUUGUCCCACUGCCGGGACAAACCAUUGGCCUUUCUCUGUCGACAAGAUUUGCUGCGAUUCUUAAUGCUGCUCCACAGCAGCCUUGCAGAACAGACCACAAAGCUCUGGUCGCCUUGGCUGGCCUACGCAAAGCCAGUUCUGGUCUCCAAGGGGGAAAAAGGGAAAUAAAACAGACCUUUGUCAACGUUAUCUGUAGACAAGGUGUGGGGAAACUUUGGCCUUCCAGUUGUCGCUCAGCUCUACAACUCUCAUCAUCCCAUUACGGAGUCUGUUUUUAAAUGAGAAUCAGGACUUGGUGGAUAAAUCGGAUUUCUCUCAUAUGGUUAUAGCCACAUUCUGGAAGGAUGUAAGAGACGCAAACUUGAAUGCUUGGUACAAUAGUGUGUGGCGUAUAGCCCUUAUGGAGAAAUUGACUCACAAAUUGAGGCUGGCGAGAGGAACAAAGCACAACGACACCUUUGCGGGAGAACGAUGGAGCUUUAGUUUGUUCUCCAGUAAAACUAAAGACCAGUUCCAAAGGUUUGAAAUAGCUUGUGGAUCACUUAAUAAGGAUGUGAGGGAGAGAUGUGUACUGUUAUAAGUUGUAUUGCGUGUACGAGAAUACAAGUUUUCAUAAUGUAAUUUGGGGGGGGGGGUUCUGGGGAAAUCUAAAGAAGAAUGAAAAGCAACCUGCCCAACUCCCUUCAUCCCUGGCCAUUGGCCAUGCUUGCUGGGGCUGAUGGGAGUUGUAGUUGAGCAACAUCUGGAGGGCCAAAGGUUCCCUGCAUCUGCUGUGGUCAGUCUUCCACUCAGUAAUAUCAGCUCUCUAUGAGCCUACACUAAUAGUGGAAACCAGGUUCUCUAAUGGCCGUAUGUUAGCUGCCCAGUUCCAGACAGCCCCUUUGCCUGUUUGCAAAGGUCGCUGUUCCAGAGGGGGGAGGCCUUGUGAGGCUGAGAGGUACGUCUCCCACUUGCUUGUGUUGGGUGGAUGCCAGCUGUUAGAGCAGGGAGCAGAGCGAGGGCCCCCCAGUCCUGCAAACAUUUUACACAGUCUAAGUCAAGUGUCACAAAGCACAAACACAAGAGGUGGAGAUUUGUGUCUCCUUCCACAGGCUAAUAUGAGCUUGCUGCCCUGACGCAUAGUGGCUGAGCCACGCUGGUUCCUGGGGAGGAGAUGUGCAUUCCUCACCACUCUGCAGUGUGGCCUGCAGAGCAGCAAGAGUGUUAUGUUCAGAGGCCCCCUUUACAUGCAUGUGCACCUGUUUAUCAAGCAUGGUGCAAGGUUGCGCCUGAAGGACCUGGCACAUUUACCCUUGCCUCUUGUCCCAGGUCCUCCAGAUGUUCUCACUCUGCCUUGCCUUUGACAGCCUUGCAAUAGUUUUGCAGGCCAGGCCAAUCCUGUAUUUCCCCCCUGUGGGUUUCUCCAGUCGCCCUUGCCGAAUGGAGUUUGCUCUCUGAGCAUCUUACCAAGCCCAUUCCAGGCUUUUUGUGGCAUCCUACGUGGCUGCUAGUGGGGAGAUCUUUUAGCUCCCCUUCCACUUCUGAGUCAUCUCAUUUUCCCUCCCCUGAUCUAGCAGAGCUGCAUCUUCCCAGAUCAGAUUCUUAGGCUCGCCUUUCUCAAACACACAGCCCACCCCCUUUACUGUUGUUAGGGGAGCUAUGACCUGUUCAGGGGGCAACGUUUUGAACAGAACCAGAAAUGGUUGCGGGGGGAGUGGGGUUGUGUUGGAAAUGCAGUUGGGAGGAUAAUGUACACUUUGAUAGGGAAUUGAAUCAUAUUGGAUGCAUGUGGCUAACAGCACCAACCAUUAAAUUGAAGGAAGGGAUGUUCAGAAUCCAAUUUUUCUUCCUUGAUCCACCUACCUGCAGUUCUGCUGAUGCUACGGGUCACAAGCUGCUCUAUUCACUUUUUGUCUUUACGUGCAUGGGAGGCACUCUUCCCAUCAGUGAAGAGCUGGGGGAUAUCUCAAGCAAUGCAGUUCCUUGUGAUAGACAGGGUCUCAGGAUGCCUUUUUAAAAUUAUUAUUAUUAUUGGAUUUCCUGGGCCUACCUGUGGCCGAAAUUCAUGCCCUGCACUUGUUCACUCAGCAACUUUUUUUGUUUUUGCUGCAUUGGGGGGACGGGGGACGACACAACUUGAACAUGUUUGACUACUGAAUUGCCCCCGAGCAUCGCAGACCAAACUGCGGCCGCUUUUCUUGGACAAAAUACAUUUGCUAACCGCCUUCCCUCCUCUGUCUUUCAGGGAUAACUCAAGCUUCCGAAAUACCAAGAUUGCACUGUGAGGAGCAGAAGGAGGAGGGGAUACAGCACUCAGCUCCUCCUCAGCCUGGCCCAGAAAAGGCGGGCAGGGGGAGAGGAGGGUUUUUCUGUGUGCAUGUGUCCGCUGGCUGAGGAGGCUCGCAGGAUGGCCUGGGCGUUUGACACACAAUGGCUUUCACCCCUGUGCCAAAGACUGACCUUCCGGCACCCAGGCAUCUUGGUCCAGCCCAGUGGGUGACCGUACUUUGCAUUCCACACCGGAGCCCGGGUGCCCUACCGCCUCGUUUCUCUUCGAUGUGGAGGGUCCUCCUGCUAAGUGGCUCUUCCUGCCCAGGGAUUUCCAGUAUUAACCGGAUGUCUGCUGCAGAGGCGGAGGCAGUCCGGCGAUUGGCAGGUGCCCCCAUUUCACCUCUGCCAAUAAACGAUUAGGCCUCUACUCCCUCCUCCUUGUCGUCGUGUCUGCUUAACAGGUAUCUGAGAGGGCCUCCUGCUUGGAAGACCCUCAGGGGAGGAGUUGAGCGCUCUCCUUGACUUCUGGGGGAACACAGGCAGGUGCUGGGGCUGGGGCUUUAAGCAGGUUAAAUGUGCAUGACCGCGCAUUUACACUCGGGGUGGCAGGCUUUGCAGGUUCUCUUCAGGCUGCCCCAGUUGCAAAGUUAACUGAGCUAAUAAAUCAGUCAAACAUG